Messenger RNA from Aspergillus uvarum CBS 121591, 693 nucleotides. RefSeq lists its product as uncharacterized. Bases 156 to 515 code for a protein of 119 amino acids. The record is from RefSeq and is a predicted model, not a curated record. Lineage: Eukaryota; Fungi; Ascomycota; Eurotiomycetes; Eurotiales; Aspergillaceae. The transcript has a single exon.
UAUCAUUCACACGCCUGCUUUAGUGGACACUUUGUUGAUCAAAGUUCUGCUGCCAAUCGGUUCACUGCACUUAUCGUAUUGAAUUUUCAGGGCGUCCUUUACAUCUAUCGCACGAACGUCACCACCUUCUAUCCCUCUGUCAACUGUUAUUCAAGAUGUACGCCCGGCCUAAGCUUUCGUUGAGCAUCUCUGCGGCGCAAAAUGCCUCUCGUUCGUCGUUUCCCCUCAAGUCGCCUGGUGCUGUUCCCCGAACGCCAAUCUCCCCGGCGAGUCCCAGUGCAAAGCGAUUCUCGACCUUACAGGUGCCGUCCUUCGGCUACAACAACUCCUGCACCUCCAAAAGCAUUCUCAAAAAACACUCCGCGCCAGGUGCCCCAAGUGCUUCAGACAAACGGAUUCAGUUCAAGGGCACUCCGACUGUUCAUUGUGUGACACCCAUUGAGAAUCCAGAGGAGUAUUAUGGCACCUACACCAAAUUGUCCAGGGAGGAACGACGCUGGGUCGUACGGGAUUGAACUGGACACGAUUCAAACUGGGCUUCCCGAGCUUCUAGACGAAUGGUACAGUGGUGAGCACCCCGACAAGAAAUGCUCACCAAGAAGGGUCAGGGCAAGAUCAAAGCUUUAACUUCGACCUUGCGCACAACUUGCCCAUACCCAACCCCGACACCGCCUUGACAUGCCGAUUUUGUAU